Nannizzia gypsea CBS 118893 is the source of this 1479-nucleotide messenger RNA. RefSeq names its product averantin oxidoreductase. The transcript is spliced from 3 exons. Gene Ontology annotation, molecular function: oxidoreductase activity, acting on paired donors, with incorporation or reduction of molecular oxygen; heme binding; monooxygenase activity. Bases 1 to 1479 code for a protein of 492 amino acids. Lineage: Eukaryota; Fungi; Ascomycota; Eurotiomycetes; Onygenales; Arthrodermataceae. The record is from RefSeq and is a predicted model, not a curated record.
AUGCCACAGUGGCUAGGGUAUCAUGUCGCACUGGCUGUUUAUAACAUUUUCCUUCACCCCUUACGCAGUUACCCAGGUCCCAUUCUAGAUUCUGCGACUCAGCUCAUAUACUCAUAUCAUAUGGUGAAAGGUGACAGCGCUAAAUACAUAGCAACACUUCACGAACGUUAUGGCGAUGUCGUCCGUGUUGGCCCUAGAGAGUUGUCAUACAUUAGCCCUUCAGCGAACCGAACCAUAUUUGCUGGAAAACAGAAUGAAAACUCUGUAUAUGAAAAGAAUCCUGUCAUAUGGCUUCUAGGGUCCACUGAGCCAGUCACCAAUGUUUUCUUCGCACCGCUCCACGACAAUAUUCGGUACCGCAAGCUUAUUACACCCGCAUUAUCCGAAAAUGCACUUCGCGAGCAAGAGCCGGUUAUUCAAAAUCUCAUUGAUGGGCUAAUCAACGGCCUUCGCAACCGCACCGGGCAAGCUCAAUUUCCAGAUUCUCAAGGGAUUGUCAAUAUAGCUGCAUGGUAUAAUUUUGCCGUUUUCGAUAUCCUAACGCGCCUUUCUUUUGGUGAAGAACAAGGUUGUCUUAAGCGUGGUGAUUAUGACCCUUGGCUCCAGGCACUCUAUGAAGGGCUCCUGAUGUCACACUUUGUGCAAGCUGCGCAUCGACUAAAACCUUAUCACGUUAUAUUGGAGUGGUGUAUCCCUUCAGGCCUAAGCAAAGUUCAUAAUCCAAAGGCAGCCGAAUAUUACCCCAGGAAGCUGAAGGAAUAUCGAGACAAGCAAGGAAAUGUUAAGCCAGUUACCACUCGCCCGGAAUUUGCGUCAUUCUUCCAGGAAGGCUUAUCCAAUGAGGAACUGGAGGAUAACGUUAAUAUUCUUGUCGCUGCGGGAGCUGACAGCACCAUCACCACACUUUCAUCCUUGACUUAUUAUCUCACCCAUAACAGACACUGUUAUGAUAUGCUGAAGAGUGAAAUUAAGAGCACUUUUCAAGCAGAACAUGAGAUUACUCUUGCGGCCACUAGGCGCUUGGACUACCUUGGAGCUGUCAUCAGAGAAACCUUACGCAUACACCCUCCGGUGCCUGUUGGCCUUCACCGUGUGGCCCCAAAAAAUGGGGCGGUAAUUGAUGGGCGACCGGUUCCUGGCGGGACUUGGGUAUCGAUAGCAAACCUAGCUGCCAGUCGUUCGCCUAAAUAUUGGCGUGACCCCGAACGGUUUAUUCCCGAGAGGUGGCUUGGAGAAGAUUCAAAAUUUGCUAGCGAUAACCGCCAGGCCUUUACUCCUUUCUCCAUCGGACAGCGCAGUUGCAUUGGAAUGACGUUCUCGAAUGCUAUUCUGCGUCUUGUAAUAGCCAGGCUGUUCUGGAACUUCGACCUUGAGGCUGAACCUAACAAUAUUGACCCGCACGACACCCCUGAGUACGCGGUCUGGGAGGCCAAGCCCCUUUGGUUGAAGGUUUCCCCCGCCAGUUCUGAGAAAGUGUAG